Benincasa hispida (wax gourd) is the source of this 1896-nucleotide messenger RNA. RefSeq names its product pentatricopeptide repeat-containing protein At1g08070, chloroplastic-like. NCBI's taxonomy places the organism in Eukaryota, Viridiplantae, Streptophyta, Magnoliopsida, Cucurbitales, Cucurbitaceae. The record is from RefSeq and is a predicted model, not a curated record. Gene Ontology annotation, molecular function: RNA binding; protein binding. Gene Ontology annotation, biological process: RNA modification.
UUCGCAUCUCAUUACAUUACAUGAGCCAUACCAUAUCCGUGUAUGAAUUCUCAAGAACUCCAUCUUCUUCCUCACAGCCUCCAUUCCUGCAAAUCGAUAACUCACCUCAAACAAAUCCAUGGCGUCGCCAUUAAAAUACCCUCUCUCUCUCUCCCCAACAAAUUCCUCUUUCCCAAACUCAUCUCUCUCUCUUCCUCCUUCUCGGACCUCUUCUACAUUCGCUCCAUCCUUCUCACGCACUCCCCCGAUGCUCAAUUCCGCCUCAAUCUCUGCAACGCUAUCAUCCGCAGCAUUUCUGCCAACUCCACCAAUCUCGCGGCCAUGGAAUUCUUGAAGGAAAUGCUUCUCAUCGGCCUCGAACCAGAUGGGUUCACAUUGCCGCAUGUUCUCAAGGCAUUGGCUCGGAUUCAGGGGAUUAGAGAAGGUCAACAGAUUCACGCGCGUUCAAUCAAGACUGGAAUGGUGGGAUUCAAUGUGUAUGUGAGUAACACGCUGAUGAGAUUGUAUUCCGUCUGUGGCUUUAUUGACGAUGUCCAGAAGAUGUUCGACGAAUGUCCUCACCGAGACUUGGUGUCUUGGACCACGCUGAUUCAAGGGUUUACGAAGGCUGGGCUAUACAGGAGAGCGGUUGGAGCUUUUGUGGAAAUGUGUGAUUUGAAGCUAAGGGCCGAUGGGCGGACUUUGGUGGUUGUCCUCUCUGCUUGCUCCAACUUGGGAGACCUGAAUUUGGGUCGAAAGGUACAUUCCUAUAUCCGCCAUUACAUUGACAUGAAUGCAGAUGUAUUUGUUGGUAAUGCCUUGAUAGAUAUGUACUUGAAAUGUGAUGAUUUGAUCUCUGCUAACAAAGUGUUCGACGAAAUGCCUGUGAGAAAUGUGGUUACCUGGAAUGCCAUGAUUUCGGGAUUGGCUUACCAAGGACGGUACAGGGAAGCUCUGGAUACGUUUCGUAUGAUGCAAAACAAAGGGCCCAAGCCAGAUGAGGUAACCUUAGUUGGGGUUCUGAAUUCUUGCGCAAACCUUGGAGUUCUUGAGCUGGGUAAGUGGGUUCAUGCAUACAUACGUAGAAAUCAUAUUUUAGCUGAUAAAUUUGUAGGGAAUGCGCUUCUUGAUAUGUAUGCAAAAUGUGGAAGAAUAGACGAAUCUUUUAGCGUGUUUGAGAGCAUGAAAAGGAGGGAUGUAUAUUCAUACACUGCCAUGAUUGUUGGGUUAGCCUUACAUGGUGAAGCAAACUGGGCAUUCCAAGUCUUCUCCGAGAUGAUAGGAGUCGGUAUCGAGCCAAACGAAGUAACAUUUUUAGGUCUUCUUAUGGCUUGUAGCCAUGGCGGAUUGGUUGCUGAAGGGAAGAAGUACUUUUUUGAGAUGUCAAAUACAUAUAAGCUUAGACCUCAAACGGAGCAUUAUGGCUGCAUGAUUGACCUUCUUGGUCGUGCAGGGUUAGUGAAGGAAGCAGAAGAGAUUGUCCACAAAAUGGAAAUCAGGCCUGAUGCCAUUGCUUGGGGAGCGCUAUUAGGGGCGUGUAAGAUUUAUGGAAAUGUCGAUAUCGGCGAAAGUGUGAUGCAAAAAUUGACGGAUUUAGAUCCCAAUGAAAAUGGUACUUACAUUCUUAUGACGAAUCUAUAUUCUUCUGUUCAGAGAUGGAGAGAUGCACUGAAAUUAAGAAAGACAAUGAAAAGCAAGAAGAUGAGAAAGAGUCCUGGAUGUAGUUUGAUUGAAGUUGAUGGUGGUGUUCAUGAGUUUCGUAAGGGUGAUAAGUCACAUCCAAAAAGCAAAGUUAUAUACUCUGUAUUGGAAGGAAUUGGUACUCAUUUAAAGAGCUAUGGGAUUGUAGAAUAUAGUACAUUUUCCUGAUAGAUUAAAUAAAAAAAUGUUUUUUUUUAAAAAAAAAAUUAAUUUAAA